AUGCUACUGCCAGUGCGCGUCGCUCGGCACGGCUGUUUCAACAAGAAGUGCGCCCGGCCACCGCUAGAUGUCCGCGCUGUCACAGCCGCCGAGCGUAUAACAAUCGAAAGGCGCAGUGCGAAGAGAGCAUGCGCGCCGCUGGGCCCGGCUGUGUUUGUUGUCAGAAGGGAAAGGUGUCGCGUCGUGUGGGGAGGGUUGACAGUAACGGGCAGAACGGCGCUGUCGCGUAGUAGCAAGGAGGCGGAGCGGCGCUGGUGGAUCCUGAGGAAGGGCGGCGGGCCCUGCUCGUGCCGGCAGCCAUGCGUCGAGCCUAGCGCAAAAGGCGAGCGCACGCAGCGUCGCGUUUGCAUGUGCGCCAAGUCGGCGCAGCCGGUCGCCUCGGCGGGCCCCCGAUCCGUGCUGGGCAGGGUGUCGCGCUGCGUCGUCGCGCUCAUGUUCUGCUUCUCCAACACGUUCCGCCGCGGCGCCGCCGCCGGCGGGCUGGACGGGGGCGGCGACCGGCGCGGGGGCGGCAGCCAGCGCGAGUCGCAGGCGGCGCUGACGGAGGCGGAGGAGCGGCCCCCCAGCUGCGGGGGCGGCGACUCCCCGCGCAGCGACGCCAGCGGCCGCAGCGGCCCGCCGUCGACGCCGCCCGCGCGGGCGUCGUCCUCGGCCUGCGGCGACGACGACGAAGGCGACGACGCCGGGGCGUCCCCGUCGUGCUCGUCGUCCGAUUCGCGGUCUCCGUCGCCGCCGCUGUCGCCGGUCGCACAGACGACGCUGCCGCCGCCCCUUAUGAAGGCGGCGUCGAGUCCCGCGUUAGCCGGAGCCGCGCCGAGCGCUGCGGCCGCCGGUCCGCGGUUCAAGUUGGUGCGCGAGGGCGACCUGCAGGUGUGCUACCUCAACCACACGCGCACCGUCAUCAGCAAGAUCCUCAGCUCCAAGUUCCUGCGUCGCUGGGAGACGCACCACCUGUACCUCAACGACUCGUGCAUCACUUCCAAAACGCCGACGGGCUUCAUGGAGGCGUCCGUGCCGUACUCCAGCAUGGAGGAGGUGUACGUGGUGGCUCGCUGGGACGCCGGCCACAAGUUCUGCAUCCGCAUCGUGGUCGCCGACGGCUCUUUGCUACUGCAGGCGAACAACGCGUACACUCGUGACCAGUGGUUGCAUUCCAUACUGUGGAAGAAAAACAUGUUCAAAUAUCGGAACAUUCUGAAGAAAUCCACGCGACCCGAAGUUAUCCUCAAGGAGCUGAAGGCCCUGGUGGACUUCACGAUCAACACUCCGCUACAGGACGAAUGUGUCACCGGCGUGCCUAUCGAAAUCGCGUCCCGCCUCAUCGAACAGGACGAAGACUCGUGGCAGUCGCGGACGGGCCGCGAGGCGCUGCUGUCGACGCUGUCGCCGCUGCUGGAGAACGCGCCGCCGCCGGCGCAGCUGUGCCGCUUCUUCUCGCAGCACUGCGACCUGCACCCCCGCUCGCCCGCCGUCUCCGACCACCUCACGCCCGUCGUCCGCCGCAUCCUCAAACACAACGUGGAUUUCGGUAAAUCUCCACAUAUGAGGAAGCUCGUACAGGACUACCUCCGCGCGCUGUAUUCGCAGAACGCCUGUGAAGAUGCCAUCAACAGGUUUGUUGCCAGUGUACAUGGGGCAAAUUCUGGCUGCCCACAUCCUCGUGUGCUGCCUAAUCUUGUAUCCGUGUGCCUGGCUGCAGUUUUUGCCCACUUUGAGGCUCGCCGUAAUGGUGUACCACAACCAGCUGAUGAUCAACAACUUACCUGCUGCCUUGCCAUCUUUCUCGCUGUCUCUGAAUAUGAUGACUGGAGGCCUGGUCUGGCACAACUAUUGCAGCCCAUCCCUUUCCCUGAAGAUGCCUUGAGAUGUGAACCAUUCACCAGGAAUUUCAUGCCGGUCAUCAAGAGGAUUGGAACAGAUACCCGAUGUGAAGUUCAUCAAAUGGUUCUUGGAAUUCGAGAGGGGAAAGAGGGCUGGUUUCAUAUCUAUUGCCCUUCAAACACAGUCUGUGCUGAUGAAGGCGAGCUAUGGUGCCUCAUGUUGCAGACAUUGCUCCAGUGCUGUUGCCGUCGAAAAAGGUUUAUUUCACAAUUAGCGAAGCAACUGGAAGCAUGCCUGCUUUUGGCCUUGCGUGACCAGGGCCCUGCCCAGGAGGCACUUUGCCUUAUGCUUGAGUGGCAUCUGUUGGAAACUGAAGACCAAAGGAUGCAAGCCGUCACAACUUUGCAGAGUACUGCCUCAGGUCGACAGCACUAUGCUGCUCUUUGUCAGCGCCAAAAACAUUUGAGAGAAUUGCAACAAAAAGGUGGACCAAGGAAGCUAACAUUACCAAGCAGGUCAACGGAUGCUGACAUUGCUCAGCUGUUGAGCUGUGGCUCAUUCGGAAACCUUGAAUGCCUAAGUUUGGCAUUUACACAUGUGACAAGUGCCUGUGCUGAACAGCUAAUCAAGCUGCCAGCCCUCAGAUACCUCAACCUCUGGGCCACACAGUUUGGUGACUCAGGUCUGCUGAUGAUAUCAGAACAUUUACACAAAUUACAAGUACUAAACCUCUGUGAGACCCAAGUAUCAGACAAAGGAAUAUCUGCUCUUUGCUCCAUGACAAAUCUUCGUAAACUAAAUCUGAACAGCACCAAGCUCAGUGCACAGACUUUUGAGAGAUUAAAACAGAAGCUACCAGCUUUGCAAGAAUUUGAUGUGCGCUACACAGAAGCUUGGUAAUGGAGUGAUUGCCUUAAGAGACUGUAUAAAUUUGUAAAAACAAACAUAAAAUAAAAAGCCAAAGUUAAAUAUAGAUUAAAAUUAGAGAUGGUGAACGAAGAACUGUGUUCAUUCUUUUUAUCAUGAAUUAGGUUUUGAUACUUUAAUAAUCUAUGUGACAUGUACAUUGCAUUCGUAAGCAAAUAUAUAGGCCAAAAAGUAAUGUCUGCAGUUAGAGAGUGAUAUAACAUGCUCUAUAUGAAGAAUUUUUGGAUAAGAGGAACAGUGAGCACUUAGUUUAGCUACAAAUGGAUCAGAAACCACAUUUAUUUAAAUGAGUGUAUAAAUCCAUAAAAUAAUUUAUUUAAUUAUUAUCACAUAUUUAUACUGAGUUCAAAAAUUGCAACAGUACUAGAGGCCUAGGGAAAUAUGAUUCUAGCUUGACUGUCAGUUUGAUAAGCCUGAGUAGUUUAUAAAUGAAGUGUUUUGUACACAGAGAAUUUUGUUACAUAAGAAAUUAUGAAAACUUUAUUGUUCUGUCUUAAAUAUCUGUGAUGUUUAAGCCCUACUCUACAAACAGCACGACAACAGAGUAAGAGAUUUUUAUUUAUUUUUGUAUGUUUUGUACUUCCCAGAUCAGAUAAAAUAAACCAAACAAAUACUGAGAAAGGAAUUUAAGUCUAUAACAUAUUUAGCAUUUAUGCAGCUUAAUGUGUAACCCCUGAAUGAGCAUGUAAAUUAGAAAUGUAUCCUAAUGUAUUUACAAUUUUAAUCACUUUUUAAGUUUACACAGAUCAAAAUCUUGGAUAGCAAAAGCUGCUGCUUUUCAAUUCCACAGCCAACAGGUAAUCUGUUAGCAGACAUCGACAGGCAGUGGAAAGAAGAAUUAUGCUCAGUAUUACAUAUUUGUAACCACCUGGUAGAACUGUAUGAAAUGACAUCUGCAAAUCGUCCUGAACCUUUCCCUAUGUCAAAAGCUAUACACAGCAUCUGCAGGUGGCAUUUGAACUUGAUGUGGAUUAUCUCUUCAGAAUAGUUAAUUAUAAUAUGCAACUAUUACAGUCAUAAGCUCCCCUCUACCAGUUGCUUGUGGAUUGUCUUAUGAACAUGUGAAAUAGAUGUUGGGAAAAAUAUCAGGAAACAGCACAGCAUUUGCUCUAAAAGAUGUAAGAAAUUAUUCAAAAAUCACAUCUACUACAAUUUGUUUUGCUACCUCAAAAGGUUAAGCGCAUGUUCCUGGUACUGUAAAGCGUGACCUUAUGUUAACUAUGAUUGUUGACAGCUGGGAUGUACCACAACUGUUUUUUAAACUAUGUAUUCCAUGAAAAUUUUCAGUCAAGUGAUUAG
Schistocerca nitens (vagrant locust) is the source of this 4047-nucleotide messenger RNA. Its product is annotated as C-Maf-inducing protein-like. The transcript is spliced from 15 exons. NCBI's taxonomy places the organism in Eukaryota, Metazoa, Arthropoda, Insecta, Orthoptera, Acrididae. The coding region runs from base 1 to 2721 and encodes 906 amino acids. The record is from RefSeq and is a predicted model, not a curated record.